Talaromyces proteolyticus is the source of this 1470-nucleotide messenger RNA. RefSeq lists its product as uncharacterized. The transcript is spliced from 3 exons. Bases 150 to 1316 code for a protein of 388 amino acids. The record is from RefSeq and is a predicted model, not a curated record. Lineage: Eukaryota; Fungi; Ascomycota; Eurotiomycetes; Eurotiales; Trichocomaceae.
AAACGUUUCGGCCCCCGCUGCAGAGCCUCAUGGGCAGCAUUUGAGAAGGAAGGGCUGUAGUAUAUUAAGUUGAGAAAUAACCCAUAUCAAUAGCCUUCAAAUGUUCUAAUUACACCGAAUCACUUCAAACACUUGCAGACUCAACCAAAAUGGGGUUUCCAUAUUAUUGGUGGAGUCCCCAGGAUAAAGCGGUUUAUAGUUUGAAGGACCCCCUUGUGGUGCGAAACAUAUUCACCACUAUUUACGUCGUGCUAAAUGCUGGAAUCUCCUUAAUCGGUACCUAUUAUCUAAAGCGAUCAGCCCAACGAAUCCUCCUCCAAAAACGAAACGGGAAACACAGAACUGUGCCAGUGAAUCACCUAGUCUCAUGGCUCACACUAGGUUCCUUCGCAAGCUAUGUGAAGGCAGUACGGAAGAUACCUGGGGGAGGUUUUGGACUCCUUAUGAUCUGGACGGGUAUUUUCAGUCUCAUGCAUCAAUACUUUACGAACAGCUUCAUAAGCGCCGUGAGUCUGGUUAAUACUUGUCCGUUCGAGAACGGUACUAUCACCACUUACAGCACCGAGCCAAUCGUUCCAGCUACAACAUGGCCGGUAACACGUCUCGUCUAUGAGGCUUACUUGGCAGCUCAAAACAACGGUGGAGAGUUCGGAAUAUACGAUAAAAUUAAUUACAACGCAACUCUCUUUUGGCCUCAAAAUGAAGACAUAUUAGGCGCAUGGGACUGCACACAAGAAGCGAAUGGGAUCAUCUCGCCAUCGGACUGGAGUUCUUCAAAUUCAUUGACUUCUUGGAUCGAUAGUCAGCCUUUCUUUGGGUUAAAUUAUACAUGGUCUCAGAAUGGCGGAAGCUUCGUGGACACUGGUGCUAUUACUGGGUUUCUUGUCUGGAGCGCAUCCACUGCAACAUCAAAUCUGGAGCAGUCAGACUUGCAUGCUAUAAUUCUUGACGCAAUAUCUGGCGAUAGCCCUCUUGAAACUUCAAACUACAAAUGCAAGUUGAUACCCAGUCCAACUCAUACUGACUGGGUGCCGCCCAUGAUGCCCGCUUCUGACACGCUCGGCAAUUGGAGUGAUUUGGCAUAUGGAAUGAUGCAAAAUACAGCUCCAGAAUCUUAUGGAUUUCUAUUACAAAACAUCCUAAACGGCAUGACGAUGAUAUCCGGUAGUGGGAAUCUUGCUAACUCGGUGCUACCAUCGGGUUAUCACAAUACGUAUUACAGCUGUCUUCAACCAGGGACCCACAUUGGAUUAGCGAAUUUCGUUCUACUUGCAGCCCUUACGACACACAUUCUAAGGUCCGAGAGAUUCCUUUGAGCCAGUUAGAUUGGCAACUAGACGCGAUUCGGGAGGCGACUUCUAACCGCGGCCUUUCGGAGAAAGACCUUGUACGAUACGGGUUCGGGUGGAUCGAGGAAAAACAGACUCUAGGGAUUAAAGAGACCUAUUCGGAGGACUCAGAUGUAUCACU